Ruditapes philippinarum (Manila clam) is the source of this 4015-nucleotide messenger RNA. Its product is annotated as rhodopsin, GQ-coupled-like. Gene Ontology annotation, biological process: neuropeptide signaling pathway. The transcript has 3 exons. NCBI's taxonomy places the organism in Eukaryota, Metazoa, Mollusca, Bivalvia, Venerida, Veneridae. Gene Ontology annotation, cellular component: membrane. The coding region runs from base 1611 to 2936 and encodes 441 amino acids. Gene Ontology annotation, molecular function: neuropeptide receptor activity. The record is from RefSeq and is a predicted model, not a curated record.
AUCUUUAUAUAAACCAAGAAAAUAUUAAGAUUAAAAAAGGAAAAGAAAGAAAAACACACAUAUGGAUUGUUGCAUGAUUUACAAAUGUGUAUCUACAAUUGAUCUAAGUAAUUGCUUCAUUUGAAAAGCUGUAUACACUUCAUAAGACUAAAGAUAUAAUUUACGAAUUUCUCAAUACAUGUUUGUUCGUGUAUUAUUACCGUUUUCGUUGGGAUAAAAGUUUAACUGAUUUCAUAAGCUACGGGAUUAACAUAUCGUGUAUGAAGUGUACAACAGAGAGACGGUGAAUAAACUAUGGAUUAAAAGCAACAAGGAUGUCAGGAGAGUUAGUGUCCUUGACGUAGGUGUCAUUUACACGUGACAUACCACGUAGUGCGACAAGAACACGUGUUUGUGUUUUGGAAAACGUGUCAAUUGCAAAGUAGUGUUAAUUGUGUCGAGUUUUCAUUUACAAAUAUUCAAGCAUGUCAUAUUCAGGCUGAAUAUACGCACAAAAAACUGACAUUUGCACCGUGUUUGAUGUAUGAAGCAAGUACGUAAGUAACAGCAUUUAUAUGAAAGCGUUUUAAUUAAAGUAUUACAUAUAACAAAGAGCUGAUCAUGCAAUUGUGGAUCAUUUAUUUAUAAAAACUGGCAUUCCGACAGAAUUAGGCAAGAGAUAUAUGGAAAAUAUUUUACGGAGCCAACAUAACAUCAAUUCGAAACAGAUACAAAGAUUUUGUGCGUGAUAGAUUAUAUACAAAUUUUCUCCUUGGAUGAAACAAAAGUAAGACAUUAAUGCUAGUGGUAAGUGAAAAAACAUCUGAUCGACAUGUAAACGAGAAAAAGAUGUAAAUAUCUGACAAGUGUGACGGGACUAAUCAUCUACAUUUUCGAAAUAUGAUGUGAAUUUCUAAAAUUAGCUAACAUACUGGAAGUUAGGCAAGAAAUCUUUCUUCUAUUUUAAGACCACAUUAAUAUAAUUUGUCAUUGAGAGUCGAUGAAAAAAGAUCUUACGUGAUGUGCUUUUACGUAAUCAUAUUUUUGUGUAUCUAGAUUUAUUUACUACUGAAAUCAGAUUUAAUAAUGUCCUAACAUGUAACGCCUAUGCUAAAGUUCAGCCAAUAGAAAGACGAAACACGCGCUUUUAAGCGAACUGAAAGAAAAGUACGAAUAGCUUCACAGCGGAGCUUACUUGAGUUCUUGGUAACUCGGAUUGUUGAAGUGUGUAUAAAAUUACCCAGUAGUAUUUACUUGAAGUAUGCUGUAUGAUUAAUGUUAUUUGUAAAUAUAUAUAAUUCAUACACAUAAACUCUCCGCGCCAAUACUGCUUCCAGACGGACGGAAUAAAUCCGGAAACGCUACUAAAAUUGAUACAGGUGGCGCUUUUUAUGAAAGUGAAUAAAUACACAGAUACUGCUUUACUAAUUCAGACUUUGAAUAGAUUUCAUUAUAUUUUAUUUUGGUUUAAUUUGUGAGCCGAACUCGUUUAAAAUUAAUUUUCUAUUAAGAAUUUGAGAAAAAAUAAAGGUUAAUGAAAAAUAUAAGACACAGUUUAAUAUUGAUAUAGUUCUUGUGUACCUGUGAAAAUAUAUAAGAUUAUUUGCGUUUGAUAACAUUUUGUUUAAAUCAUGUAUACUACGAUACCAAAGGAUUGGCGGAAUGAUUUUGGACCAAACGUGACAAUUGAGGACCUGAACGACGUUCUUGUGGAUUUACAUAUACCAACUAUUGUGUUCAUAGCGAUACUGAUGGUGGUCGGGGUGUUUGGUAAUAUACUAGUUCUGUACAUAUACACCACCAAAUAUCAUCCGUCAACUUAUAGAAGUUUUAUUCUGUGGUUAGGAUGGAUAGACCUUAUAGCUUGUACCGUCGGUAUGCCUUUGUUAAUUGUUAGUAUGCUUUAUCCGUAUAUGUUUCCCUCGGAAGCAGCGUGCAAGUGCUUCCGUUUUCUGCACGUAUUUUUUGUGGUCAGUUCAGCUUUCAUCGUGAUGGCUAUAGCAAUAGAAAGACAUCGUCGAAUAUGUAAUUCAUUCUCCAGAGAAAUGACUCCGAAGAAAAUCAAACUGAUGUGCCUGGUGGCUUCUAUCUUGGGCUGCGUCGUCGCUGUGCCGGCGAUAUUUGUUUACGGCGACGCCGUCGUGGAAACCGGUGUGAACAAUAUCACAGGAACAGAGUGUUUUAUUGACCCGGACUAUAAAAAUUCUGAUUUACCGAAAGGAUAUUUUAUUUUUCAACUAUUACGGAGUGUCGUUUCGAUGAUAAUUAUGGGGAUUUUCUACUUUCGUAUUGGCAAUAAGAUCUGCAUACACCAUAAAUUCAUCAGAGAAAACACGUAUAAUAGCAAAGGGUCAUCUGAAGAAAAUAAAGCUAAGGUAAAGAAGGUCAAGGAUAAAAAUGGAGUUUUGGUCGAAAAAGAUCACAAGGUGGCGCUAGAAUCGCCCGAGUAUUGCAACAAAAACACGAAUGGAUCGACCCUAACUAUGGACAAUUUAGAAAUUAAAAAAGAUCCGUAUGGCGAGUUGAUGAAAAAGGUUGUGUCUGCAAAGGAGAAAUCACGUUCAAAUUCACCAGUCUCGCGAGAUUCCAGGGAAUCGACGCCAAAGUCAGAGCGUCUGAGUAGACAGAGAAAUCGGCUCGAAUCGAACAAAAGUGAAAAAAGUGUGAAAACUGGACCAAGUUUACGUACCAAACAAGUCACAUUCAUGCUAUUUAUAAUAACGGUAGUGUUUAUUUUAUCUUUUGUGCCACACUUAGUGCUUAUGGUCAUAAACUCCAUGAACCCUUUCUUUGUUAAAGACAUGUCCCCAGCAGAGAUAGCUAUUUACAAUGUAUUCCUACGCUCAUUUGUUAUAAACAAUAUGGCUAACCCUAUUAUUUACGGAUUUUGUGAUAAGAAGUUCCGGUCAGAAUGUGCGGACCUAGGAUGGAGAAUAAUGACUUGUGGAAGGCGCUGAUAUAAAAACAACAUUUUGUUUGAAGCAAACUUUCUUUGUGGUGUCGUGUCAAAUGAUGUCUCUGCAUAAUUUAUCUAGUCAUAAUUGUGAUAUCUAAUUUGCCAAAGUAUAAACAUUAUUGCUCUUGUUGUUGUCGUUGAUGAAGGAAACACUGUGAAAAAUACUAAUAUGCUCCACUAUCAGGUUUACUACUCAAUAUUACUGCAUUGUACUAAUUGUAUUACUCCUAACUCCAAGCUCAUAUAGAAUGUUCAAAAAGUGCAAAAUCAAAUUUCAGAUAUUUGACUGGUCAGAAAACAGCAAAGAAUGUAUAUUGACCAAUGAAUAUCUUGAGAUUUGAAUCAGAGUCAGACAAAAGUGUUAUAACCUUGAGGAGGCCAAAUUUACAAAAGAAAUGUUACUAAAGUUCUGUAUGCUUAAUGAAAACAUUAAAACAACCAACUAUGCGUAAAAUAUAAAAUUUAGAAAAACCUUAAUUAUUUACUUCAGAUAGAAUUAUAACUUUCUUUUUGUGGUGUUAUUAUAAAUUAAUAUGUUCUUGAACACUAACUAAAGAAAAAAAUGCAUCAUGUAUAUUUGUACAAAUUUGAUAACUGUAUUUUACUGAGUUGCACGAUUUAAACACAGCUUUUGUCGGUUCUUUCCUGAAUUCUCUUUUUAGAGUUUUUAUUGAAUACUUUUAUCUUUCUGUUUGCAUAUAAUGCAGUUAUUAUGAAAAUUUCUUCCAGUUUUUUUACAAGUUACUGUUAACUCGUGCCAAAUUACAAUCGACGCUCUAUUAACAGAUUUUUUUUCACAACAUAUUAAUUAAUGUUCUUUAAUCUUUAAAACGAGCAAUAAAACUGCAUAUUUGAUUUUGGUUUGUUUCCAGUUUGUUUUCAGUAGUAUUCCCAUUUGGCGAUGUUUUAUGAAAAAUAGUCCACUUUUUUAAAAUAUAACUUCUAUUAUAUUUUGCUCAGAUUUUCUUUUAGUCUUUUCACGCAUAAAUUAACAAAUUUGUUUACUUAAUGACUGAAUGAUUUUUGAUGAAUAAAUAUUUACAUUGAUUUCUUUUAUUCCAGAUGCAGUAUUCAAUAAAA